AGUCCAAGGCCUCAGCAGCUGCCUGCACUGGGUUUCUGCACACUUUCUGAUGAAUAUUCACAAGCCUGCCUGGUUUCCAAUGGAGACAGUAAACACAUCAGGGAUAGCAGAAACUUUCUGGAGGUUUUGCUUGUGCCACAGAGCUCCAACAAAACUCCUGACAAAAUCAGCAGCAGUCCCAACGCAUGCUAUGCAUUAAACCAGGCUUUGCUGUUCCACAGAUUUUGAACAUAAGGUGGUCUCAGCUGCAAGCAGCACUCAUCAUCUUCCUAAGCUUGCUGCUUACAGCUGGAGGCUGAUGUAACAAGUGUUUCUUACAAAAUUGUUGUUACCACAGAAACCUGUUCAGCCUUUGUGCAAUGAAGCAACAUGAAGCAGUAGGAAAUGAUCAUUAAAUAACAUGGAAGCAACACAGUGCUGAGCACUGCCUGUCAGUGCUGGUGUGCACACUCAUUUUCUUAAAGCAGUCCAAAUCUGCAGCUGAAAGAAAGUGUUGGGAGAGGAGGAGCUCUCAAAGCACGAACAAUAGCAGGUUUAACCUUCCUAAAGUUUCAGUAUAUCUGUAAUGAGUGUCAAAAUGGACAUGCUGGAAAAGGGUUCUGGAUUCGGGAGGAACACCUUGACUGGUUCUUGGCAUCCAGCAAGCACAGCUCUGGGGCAACCAGCCUCAGCUCCACCUCUGUCUCGUGGCAGCAUCCGGCUUGGAAGAGCACACCUGGCUGCUAGGUCCAGAGCAGAGGAGCAGACAGCACUGCAGCAGGACCAGGUACAGCAGGAUAAGGUCUGGAGGGAGUCUGUGGAGGCUGAACGAAGAGGAAGGAAAAUCUGGUACCAGAACUGGAGUUUCCUAAAGGACUAUGACCAAAUGGGUAACAAAAAGGAACAGAAGCCUCUACCAGACUAUAUGUCUGUGUUUUCAAACGCAGUUCCCAAUUCCACCAACCAGAACAUUGGCAGCAGGAUGAAUACUGAACUUGGCAAGAUGCUGAUAAACAUGGAUUACCUCUUCAGCAGGGGAGCACAAAAGAGGAAACUUGAAGAUGACCUCCAACUUUCCUAAUGCUUCAAGUAAAAAUACCAGUAACAAAGCAAGUGAGAGAUCUAGCUAAUAGACUUCUUUCAGAUUGAAAAUAGCAGGUAACAAAUUCCUCAUUUUCCAUCAGAGAUCAAUAAUGCUGUCCAGCAUAGAACUUUUUCAAGAGCAAAGAUGUAUGCCACCAAGCAAUGACUAAGGAGACAAUCCUCUUCAGAUUUGAGGUAACUGGGUCAUAUACAGUGAGUCAGGACCACAGAUCCCAUCCAUUUUCCUAUGCAAGGCCAUUAUAACAUUGCUACUAACAUCAGAAAGAGUAAGUUGAGAGCCAAAGGGCAAUUUCUUCCUGAAUUUUUACCUCCUGGAAAGAAACAAUUAAUAGAGAUCAGCUCAGAUGAGUUGUACCACAAAUGACACUGACUGAAAGUCAGUGCAAUAAAAUGCAGUAGGUUGUUGCAUUUCAUCUAUUUAGCCAAGGAUUCACCAGCUUGUCACUUGCAUGUUUAAGCUUGUUCCAAGAGUGAAGUUGAAGGCAUGUAAGAUGUGUUAUAUGCAUUUUCAAGCCUCCCUGCUGAGGGCAGGAAGCCAAUUUUUUUCAGACUGGUUUUCAUUUUUAUUUCUUUGGACUUGCUGUUUUUCCCCUCUG
Messenger RNA from Meleagris gallopavo (turkey), 1679 nucleotides. RefSeq names its product ciliary microtubule inner protein 5 (gene CIMIP5). The record is from RefSeq and is a predicted model, not a curated record. NCBI's taxonomy places the organism in Eukaryota, Metazoa, Chordata, Aves, Galliformes, Phasianidae.